This is a messenger RNA of Rhododendron vialii, 1795 nucleotides long. Its product is annotated as protein CANDIDATE G-PROTEIN COUPLED RECEPTOR 7-like. Gene Ontology annotation, cellular component: Golgi apparatus; membrane. Bases 206 to 1537 code for a protein of 443 amino acids. Gene Ontology annotation, biological process: transport. The record is from RefSeq and is a predicted model, not a curated record. The transcript has 2 exons. NCBI's taxonomy places the organism in Eukaryota, Viridiplantae, Streptophyta, Magnoliopsida, Ericales, Ericaceae.
AUUCACAAAAGAAUAUUUCAAAUACCCAACCACAGGCCCCUGCCCCCAUCAUUUUUACCAAUACUUAACUCCGAUCUAACCAACGGAGAAGGCGUUUUCAGUUCUGUCCCCAUCUCACAAGUUGACCAAUUUCCAGAUCUCUCUUCCCCUCACCACAACCGCCACCGUCACCACCCCUCUCUCUCCCUCCUCCUCCUCCUCGAAAAUGCAGAAACUUCCGUUCCCGGCGGCCCUCGCCGCCACCCUAUUCCUCCUCCUCCUCCUCCACCCCGCCCUCGCCGAGAUCAAAUCCCUCAAGAUCACCUCCGACGCCCGCUCCAUGAUCCUGUUCGAGAAGUUCGGCUUCACCCACACCGGCCACGUCGCCAUCUCCGUCUCCUCCGUCUCCGUCGUCUCCUCCCUCUCCCGCCCCGACCCCUCCCGCCUCGGCUUCUUCCUCCUGUCCGAGGAAUCCCUCAUCCAGGUCCUCAUCGAACUCCAGCAACAAUCCGAGCAAUCCCAACCCUUCUGCGUCCUCGACUCCCAGUACAUCAACCUCCUCUUCACCUUCCGCGACCUCUCCCCUCCCCCCAACACCUCCUUCUCCCAAUCCUACCCAGUCACCGCCCCCAACGAGUACUCCCUGUUCUUCUCCAACUGUGCCCCCGAGAGCCGCGUCACCAUGGACGUGCGCACGGAGGUGUACAACCUCGACGCCGGCGGAAUCAGGGAUUAUCUUUCGGCCGGGCUCACGCACCUGCCGUCCCUGUUUUUCGUGUUUUCUGUUGUUUAUUUCGGUUUUCUAGGGUUCUGGAUCUACAUCUGUUUGACGAAUAGGAGAUCCGUGCACCGGAUCCAUCUGCUCAUGUGCGGGUUGAUCCUGAUGAAGGCGUUGAACCUGAUCUGCGCCGCGGAGGAUAAGCACUACGUCAAGGUCACUGGUACGCCUCACGGUUGGGACAUCUUGUUCUAUAUUUUCCAGUUCAUCAGAGUAGUGUUGUUAUUCACUGUCAUUGUGUUGAUCGGGACUGGUUGGUCGUUUUUAAAACCCUUUCUCCAAGAGAAGGAGAAGAAGGUUUUGAUGAUUGUGAUUCCGCUUCAAGUCUUGGCUAAUGUGGCUUCAGUUGUGAUUGGUGAGACUGGGCCGUUUAUUAAGGAUUGGGUGACUUGGAACCAGGUGUUUUUGUUGGUGGAUAUAAUUUGCUGUUGCGCGAUUAUCUUCCCGAUUGUGUGGUCUAUUAGGUCAUUAAGGGAGACUUCAAAGACAGAUGGGAAGGCUGCGAGGAACUUGGCGAAACUGACUCUUUUUAGGCAGUUUUAUAUUGUGGUGAUCGGGUACUUGUAUUUCACGAGGAUUGUUGUGUUUGCUCUCAAGACAAUCGCCGCGUAUAAGUAUCAGUGGGUGAGCAAUGCCGCCGAGGAGAUUGCUAGUCUUGCGUUUUACAUGGUGAUGUUUUAUAUGUUUAGGCCAGUUGAGAAGAAUGAGUACUUUGUACUUGAUGAUGAGGAAGAAGAGGCAGCAGAGAUAGCGCUUCGGGAUGAAGAGUUUGAGCUUUGAAAUCUUCAGGAGGAGACUUUCUGAUUUGUUUGGCCCUCUUCAUUGCUCUUGCAAUCACACACUGUGAGUUGUUUAGUGAGUUUACACUUAGAUUUUCCAUGGCAACUUGGUUUGUUUAACCUCUUGUUAUGGUAUUUAUGGAAAAGUUUGUGUUAUUUUAUAUAGACCUUUGAUGUCGUUUGUUGCUAAUACUUGAACUGUUACACUGUUAGUUCAAUUGUAAACUAAUCUUAGUCAAUUGUGGGGUUCCUCUGAUCA